AUGCAUUGCAAUAUCUUUCUUUUGGCUGUCAGCCUCAUCGCUGACGCCGCUUUUGCUAGUCCAUGCAAGCCGCAGGGCACAACUACUGUAGCGACAACAUCAGACUUGACUAGCACUGUUGAAUCGUCUAUCACCACAUUCGUGGAAGGUUCAACCACUGUCGCCGCUUCGGAGACAACAGAAGCUUCUAGCACUACGGAAGCAUCUGUUACAACGACCCUAGAGUCUUCAACUGCCGCCGCUACUUCUUCAGAUGCGACAACAGUGACAUCCGAGGCUGAGACAACCACUACCGCCGCCAGCACCAGUACCGCACCAGCCGCCAACCCAACAUACUCCCUCCUCGCAAGCGGCGGAAACCUCAACAAUGCCCAGCCCCAAGGAAAUAUCGAAAUGACAUCUGUUCUCGUCUUCAACCCAUCCAACCCCCAAACCGGCGGAAUCCGAACCUUCAAUAUCGAGCCCUCUACCGGACGUCUCCAAGAUGCCAACGGAGGAACCUACGUGUGCGCCUACUUCGGAUCUUCGCCUAAUACGUCGACUCCACCUACAAUCGCAUAUUGUAAUCCCACCAACACGGGUACUAACAAGGCGUACGAUUACUUGACCUGCGAGGUUGUUGGUGGGACGCUUUCAUGCACCGCGCCUCAGACUAUAUGUCAGGAGGAUGAGGAUAUUGGGCUAUCCUGUCUUACUCCACAGGAUGAUGUGUAUGAUCAGUUUUUCACUCAGCAACGUGUCACUGGUAUGGGAACGACCGAUUUCUGGUAUAUCAGCACCGGAAGUCCUAGUGGCUUUAACCCCAUUUCUAUUACUGCUACUCAGGCGUAG
Messenger RNA from Fusarium fujikuroi IMI 58289, 831 nucleotides. RefSeq lists its product as uncharacterized. The record is from RefSeq and is a predicted model, not a curated record. The coding region runs from base 1 to 831 and encodes 276 amino acids. NCBI's taxonomy places the organism in Eukaryota, Fungi, Ascomycota, Sordariomycetes, Hypocreales, Nectriaceae. The transcript is spliced from 2 exons.